UGUUUUUUAUAAUGGUAAGGCUGUGUAUCUUAGUAACCCAGUAAACACACACAGCAGCAGCAGCAGGAUUACAGACUUCAGGAGAACACGGACUGAAGGGAAAAGAAAUAAAAGAAGAGGUGAUGGAGGUUUCUGAGGAAGUGAAGGGGCGUGCGUCCAUCUCUCAGAGCGCACCAAACAAACCCUCAUUCCUGAGUCCGGCUCAGUUCAUCACCGACCUCAGCAGAGUGACCAGCAGAGGCAGCACUCGCUUCGGCUUUCUCAGCCACAACUCCUUCUUCUCCAGACACAACCCCCACCCCCACCGAGUCACACACAUCUCAGGUCUGAAUGGUAGUCCUGUGUGUGCGGUGAAUGAUGACUGGUUCGCCAACACGCCGCUCUGCCCACAUCCGCUCAUCAAGAGCCAGCUACCAGCUUCUGGAAACCAGCCCCACCCCAUCAGCUACACCCCAGCCAGUGGAGCCAGCGGAUCCCGGCAUGGCACAGCACUGCUAUCAGAAGCGUGGCAGGAAGAGCUGAAGGACCUGGCAACCAAAGUCAGCCUCUCUGCUGCAGGUCCGAGUCGAGGAGAUGAUGGCGAGAGAUCUAGAGAUGAGGAUCCCCCUCGUAGGAAGACUCAGUACUCGGCUCAGACAGGCCGGAUCAUCCCUUCAUCCUCUUGGGGCACAAAACGCAGAGAUACUGCAACUGGACACAGACGCCCAGCCACACACAGAUCACAGCCUACCAGCCUGGAUGGACAGGAACUCAGGGUGUUGGAGUUGCUGUGUCAGAUCCUGCAGACUGAUUCAUUAUCUCUGGUACAGCAGUGGCUGUUGCUGGCUGGAGACAGAGAGAAGGAACUGGUUCUGGGGCUGCUUCAGCAGGCUAUGAUUGAUUCUCCCAGUGUCUCCCAGCAGCAGCUUCCCUUCACAGCUCCUCCUGAACCGAGAACCCAUAACCCCUCCACAGCAUCCUCCCGCCGCAAGCGCAGGCUCAAGAGGUUAUCUUCUGCUCAGGAGUUGCUGGAAGAGCAGCCAGCGCAUAUUGGAGAUGCUGAAGUCCUGCAGGUUCGUCCACUUGAAGAUCAGAACGUCAAUGAAGAUUUAACCUUUCAGCGUGAACACAGCCGCUAAAAACACACACACACACACACUCAGGGAUUAAGCUGGGUUUUUUUAAUCUUACUAUAUACAGUGGUAUGAGAAAUGUUGGGCACCUCUGAUAAUUUCAUGAUUUUCCUUAACAAUCAUUGGUUGUUCAGAUCAGUAAUUUCAGUUAAAUAUAUCAUAUAUAAAUACCUUCAGCACUAAUGAUUGGAACACAACAUUUGUUUGGUAUUCUCAUUGACUCUUGAUCUAUAUACAUAGGUGAAUCCAAUUAUGAGAAAGGGUUAAGGAGCCAAUUGCAAGUUUUUCUUCUCUUUGCAUCUUCUCUGAAGAGUGGCAACACAACUCUCAAAUGACCUGAAAACAAAGAUGGUUCAACAUCAUGGUUUAGAGGAAACAUACAAAAAGCUCAGAUCUCAGAGAUUUCAGCUGUCAGUUUCCACUGUGAGGAACAUAGUGAGGAAAUGGAAGAACCACAGGAACAGUUCUAGUUAAGGCCUGAAGUGGCAGAACAAGAAAAAUCUCAGAUAAUCAGAGGAGAAGGAUAAUGAGAACAGUCAUAGUCAACUCACAGAGCUGUUCCAAAGACCUACAUCAUCAUCUUGCUGCAGAUGGAGUCACUGUGCAUCGUUCAGCUAUUCAGCACACUUUACACAAGGAGAGGCUGUAUGGGAGAGAAAUGUAGAAGAAGCCUUUUCUGUGCACACAAACGCGCCACAAACAGAGUCACUUGAGGUAUGCUAAAGCUAAAGCACAUUUAAACAAGUCAGCUUCAUUUCGGAAUAUGUUGCUGUGUGUGGACUGAUGAAACUAAAAAUGAAUUAUUUGGAGGGCGGUUAUUUAUGCAUGGAGAAAAAAGAACAGAGCAUUGCAACACAAACACUUUACUGCUCCCCUACAGUAAAAUUUGGUGGUGGUUCAUCAUGCUGUGUGAUCAGUGCAGGUACUGGGAAUCUUGUUAAAGUUGAGGGUCGCAUGGAUUUCAGUCAAUAUCAGCAGAUUCUUCAGAACAAUGUUCAAGAAUCAGUGAGAAAGUUGAAGUUAAAGCGCUGGGGCUGCAUACUUCAACAAGACAACGACCCUAAACACUAAACACUGCUCUAAAUCUACUAAAGCAUUCAUGCAGAGGAACAAGUACAACGUUAUAAAAUGAUCAUCUCAGUCCCCAGACCUGAAUAUUAUUGAAAAUCUGUGGUGUGAUUUAAAGUGAGCUGUUCAUGAUCAGAAGCUAUAAAACCUGACUGAACUGGAGAUGUUUUAUAAAGAAGAAUGAUCCAAAAUACCUUCAACCAGAAAUCAGACUCUCAUUGGAAGCUAUAGGAAGUGUUUAGAGGCUGCUAUUUCUGCAAAAGGAGGAUCUACUAAAUAAUGAUGUUUUUUUUUUGUUAGGGUGACCAAAUUUAUGCACCUGCGUAAGUUUGUAUAUAGAAUUAUUGCACACUUUGUUUAAAUCCUAUUUUGUUUAAAUCCUAUUAAAUCCAACUUCAUUUUACUUCUCAAAUAUAACUGUGUUUAUCUGCUAUAUGAUAUAUUGAAAAUGCUGAUCCAAACUUCCAAUGAUUUAUAAAGGAAAAUCAUGAAAAUGAUUAGGGGUGCCCUAUGCAGCUAAAAAACACUAUUUAUAUAGAUACAGUACUAUAGAUCAUAGAAAAUUAUUGGGACAACUGCUUGCAUUGUUUCUCUCAAAAUCAGAUGAAUUAUACAAAAAAUAUGGUGUCAGUAGGUCUAUGUUUAUUAAUCUGCUUCAGAUAGUCCUAUUCUUUUGGCAUUACUUUUCCACACAGACUAGACAAGAUGUGUGUAUGCAUUUGCACAUCUGUGUUAUUCUACUUUGCUUGACUAUAUACAUUAAUUUUGAACACACACUGGCAGUUGACUUUUGUCAGUUUUGUUAUACAUAUUAUUUGAUUAAGAUUAUAGUACAGUAUAAUCUCCACUGUAAUCACUAUGAUUAUUAUGAUUUAUGUGAUAUUUAGGUAGAUGCAUCUUAUAAGAGAGGCCAGGUGGCACCUUGCUGUUUUAAAUAAAGCGUAUCAGUCAUUUCCA
Molecule: messenger RNA, 3137 nt
Organism: Astyanax mexicanus (Mexican tetra)
Lineage: Eukaryota; Metazoa; Chordata; Actinopteri; Characiformes; Acestrorhamphidae
Gene: tbata
Product: thymus, brain and testes associated
Exons: 9
Coding region: 123-1118 (331 amino acids)
Source: RefSeq, a predicted model, not a curated record